Molecule: messenger RNA, 1701 nt
Organism: Exophiala bonariae
Lineage: Eukaryota; Fungi; Ascomycota; Eurotiomycetes; Chaetothyriales; Herpotrichiellaceae
Exons: 2
Coding region: 1-1701 (566 amino acids)
Biological process (GO): mitochondrial respiratory chain complex I assembly
Cellular component (GO): mitochondrion
Molecular function (GO): protein-arginine omega-N symmetric methyltransferase activity
Source: RefSeq, a predicted model, not a curated record
AUGAGAUAUGGCGGAAUUCAAGGGAGUCAAGCACUUCUAUGCCGCGCAAGAGCUGGUAAUUUAGAACGCUGGUUGAGACGGAGCCGCCUGAGCAAACCCACUGUCGAUGGUAGACAACUCACUGCUAUCUGGACGGGGCAACGAUGGUCCAGCGCUACUCCCGACUCUUCAAACCUAGCCCCGAGGCAGAAAGAUGAGACAGGAGCACAAAUACCAACUACGGUACCUAACCUGCCUUCUAGAAAAUGGUCGACUCCUCUAGCGAAGACGAUUGCGCAGGCGAUUGAGGUGACUGGACCAGUCUCAAUUGCUUCUUAUAUGCGACAGUGUCUCACCAACCCCGAUGGCGGUUACUAUACCACGAAGCGGCCAUCCACAGAUCCUACAGACCAGUUCGGUACUGCCGGUGAUUUCGUCACUUCUCCAGAAAUAUCACAAGUAUUUGGUGAACUAGUGGGGAUAUGGUUCAUGACAGAAUGGAUGGCGCAAGGCCGUUUGAAAGAAGGGGUUCAAUUCAUCGAAAUGGGACCGGGCAGAGGCACCUUGAUCAGCGAUGUCCUUCGGACUGUCGGGCAAUUUCAGACUUUCGCCAAAGCCAUACAGGCAGUCUGGCUGGUUGAAGCAGGGCCAGACCUGAGACUGAAGCAGAAAAAUCUGCUGUGCGGUGAACAGGCGGAGAUGAAAGAAAUCACUGAUAACAGUGGUAAGAACAAAUGGUGGGAGGCCACAAGUAAACAGGGAAUCCCGGUUAGAUGGGUCGAGGAUAUUGUCUUGCUACCCGAAAGCGGAGCCAGUAUGCCAUUCAUCAUUGCCCAUGAAUUUUUUGACGCGCUGCCAAUUCACGCGUUUGAGUCUGUUGCACCAAAACCAGAAGAGCAGCGCCGCGAUGGUGCAGAGGCUCUGUCGAACGGCCAGAGUCAGCCAGCUCCGAAGCCUUCUAUGGCUAGUAAACUUCCCCAAUGGAGGGAGUUACUUGUGGCACCGACCAACGCAAAGUUCAGCAUUCCUCUGCCAUCUGACUCUAUUAAGAAAGAAGAGAACAAGGAGCCAGAGCCGGAUUUCCAGCUCACACUUGCGAAGUCAAGCACUCCGAGCUCUCUAGUAAUCCCUGAACGGCCAAGGUAUCGUGCUCUCAAAGCACAACCGUCUUCGCGCGUUGAAAUUUCGCCAGAAAGUUCAAGAUAUGUGAACGCCUUUGCCAAACUAAUUGGUGGUGAGACUCAAAAGCCAUCUUCAGGUGAGCCUAUGCCCAAGGCUGCAGGCGCUGCUCUUGUCAUCGACUACGGACCGCUCGACACCGUUCCGAUCAACUCUCUCCGUGGUAUUCGCAAGCAUAAGGUCAUCUCGCCGUUCGUACACGCGGGGGAUGCAGAUAUCAGUGCCGAUGUCGACUUUGAAGCGCUUGCAGACGCUGCACUCGAAGCUAGCUCGAAUGUCGAAGUGCACGGACCGGUCGAGCAGGGAGCAUGGCUGUCACAGCUGGGGAUCCAAGAACGAGUGCAACGACUCUUGAAGGCGGCAGAGAAAGAAACUUCUGGGGACGAGUCCGAAAAGAAACGACGAGAGCUCGAUGCCGGAUGGAAACGUCUGGUCGAAGGCGGACCCAAAGGCAUGGGAAAGGCAUAUAAGGUAAUGACCAUUGUGCCUGAAAAUAGCGGGAAAAGGAGACCUGUUGGUUUUGGCGGUGGCGUCGUUGGCUAA